AUGGCGAAUACUGUCAGUGACGUCAUAGACAGAAACAGUGGAAAUGACGUCACAGAAUGGUUCCAUGACGACGUUGAUGGUUCCCACUCAGUCGCCGACACAACUUGGUGGUGUUCAGACGUACAUCUGUUGCUGCUGCAAAACUUCACAUUUGUUACUGGUCUGUGUCUACUUGCACAAGUCUACACCUCAUCUCAGUGUCAGAUGAAGAUGUAUCCACAAGAACGACUGAAGAGUAGGAAACUACUCUCCCCCAUACUCGAGGCGAACGAGCGUCAGUCUAACCCUCGAAGUCCAAGAACGCCAGAACUGCAUCAAGAAUUACUUGUUCAGUACAUGGACCUGAAAUCUCAAGUCGGAGAUUUGGAGGAAAGUCUUCUCGAUCACCUUUUCAAUGAAAACCAGAAGCUGAGAGAGGAGAACGAGCGACAGGCCCGACAACUCCGGGAGGAGAACGCCUUAAGGCUGAAAGUUGAGUCGGAGAGACAGGACUAUAGGUUGGAGUAUUUCAACUAUCGCCUCAGUUACACAAUGGCGCAGGCUGAGGUCCAGGAACUGAAGCAGACGCUAGAGGGACUGGCGGGGGACUGGGAGAAGGAGAAGCAGACAGAGAUGGAGCAGAGGAAGAAGCUGGAGGAAGAGCUGGCAGCUCUCCAGCGCCAGACUGCCCCUCUGACCUGUCACACUCCUGCCAAUAAGCGGACCAGUUCCUCCAGCGUCGGUCCUCCAGUUCAACCAAGGAAGGCUCGAAGACCUUACACAGGAAAGUCAAAGGACAAGGUUCCAAGCAAGAUCUCACAUGUGAAGACAGACUUCUCUGCUUCCGGUGACAAUUUGGUGAAGGCCAAGGCCACAGAUAAGAAUGAAAGCAAGUUGAAGGUCUCUUCCAGUGUUAGAUCCAUUCUGAAAGACACCAAGAGAGAACAGGAUGCUGAAAGGAAACCAACCAGAUCCUCCAGGAACCUUUCUGUGAGAUUCACAAAGGAAAUGCCAGUUGGAAAGACCCGUUACGAAAUGUAAUUACGACCCUCGCCACAAGGAACAAACUUCAUAAACUGUUUAAUUGUUGGUUCUUUAAAUU
Messenger RNA from Haliotis rufescens (red abalone), 1081 nucleotides. RefSeq lists its product as uncharacterized. The record is from RefSeq and is a predicted model, not a curated record. The transcript has 4 exons. NCBI's taxonomy places the organism in Eukaryota, Metazoa, Mollusca, Gastropoda, Lepetellida, Haliotidae. The coding region runs from base 1 to 1020 and encodes 339 amino acids.